This is a messenger RNA of Falco peregrinus (peregrine falcon), 8956 nucleotides long. RefSeq names its product glycine-N-acyltransferase like 3 (gene GLYATL3). The transcript is spliced from 6 exons. Gene Ontology annotation, cellular component: mitochondrion. The record is from RefSeq and is a predicted model, not a curated record. NCBI's taxonomy places the organism in Eukaryota, Metazoa, Chordata, Aves, Falconiformes, Falconidae. Gene Ontology annotation, molecular function: glycine N-acyltransferase activity. The coding region runs from base 574 to 1620 and encodes 348 amino acids.
AUUUACAGCAAAAGUGAAAAGAAAAAAAUUACCAAGGCAAGGCAGCUGUUUCACAAAUAGGAUUUGUGGCUGUCAUUCUUGCAGUAACUCCUCUGCUGAAGAAGUUAUGCUGCGGGAUGAGCUGUCCCAAAUCAUAGCCUAAAAAGUUAAAGGCUGAAUUAACAUAGUACAUCCAGGCUUCAAAAAAAAAGAAAUCAGUAGAAUGUAUUUUCACAGGUUUUACCAGCAAAAGCUAACACGAUUUUGUGGGGCAUAUGUGAGAAAGCCCUCUUUUUGAACCUAUCUGUAAGUGACCUGCCUGAUGUUGCACAAGAAACCUCGUAUAGAAUAACAGAUUAAGCCCAGGAUUUUCUGACUCCAACUUGGUCUGCCGAACACCAUUCCAUCUUGCUGCUCUGUGCACAUCCAGAUAUUGAAAAAAAAAUAUUCCCAAAACGCUUUCCAUAGGAAAAUGGAAACAGGGCAUUUGUGGGAGCUAUUGUAUUUUAUGAAAUUAGCAAUUAUGCCACUCAGUCCCUCCACAUUAUUGCUUUUCUGAGUGACUCUACCUUGUGUGUGUUCCCAGCAAGAAAGAUGCUGGUGCUCAACUGUUCCACGAAGCUGCAGAUGCUGGAGAAAAUGCUAAGGUGGAGUUUCCCUGAGUCCCUCAAGGUUUAUGGAGCUGUGAUGACCAUCAACCGAGGGAACCCCUUCAGGAAGGAGGUGGUGGUGGACUCAUGGCCAGAUUUCAAAGCUGUUAUCACCAGGCCGCAGAGGGAGAAUGAGAUGGAUGACCUUGACCAUUAUACCAAUGCUUAUGCAGUUUUCUACAAGGAGCUACAGGCUUACCAGGAGCUACUGGAAAACCCAAAUGCAGUCAACUGGGGACAAAUUUUUCAGAUACAAGGGCUCCAGGAUGGAAUAUGUGAAAUAUCCAAAACUGUGGCUUUAUCUAAGCAGGUAGAUGUGAAAAUAUCCUCUUUCCAGAUGGUUAUCCACUCAGACCCGGAAACGCUGCCAGAUGUCAGACCUCAGAUGGACCCUAACUUAACGUUGGCUUGCCUGGACAUCUCCCAUGCCAGUCUGCUCAGCAAAACCUGGUCACGGGGAGACAACCCAAGGUGCCAAAAGUACCUUGCUAACCUCAUUUGCUGCUUCCCCAGUGUCUGUGUCUUGGAUGACAAUGGGUACCCCCUCUCCUGGAGCCUGACGGACCAGUUUGCCACCAUGAUUCAUGGUUAUACUCUUCCAGAGCAUCGGAGGAAGGGCUACAGCAGGCUUGUGGCUACCACUUUAGCUAAGAAAUUACAUAGCUGUGGCUUUCCAGCACAGGGUAAUGUCCUGGAGACAAAUAUACCAUCAAUAACAUUGUUGAAAAGCAUGAAUGCCCAAUUUCUCCCCUGCCCAUUUUUCAGAGUGAUUCAUACACCUUUUCAGCCAAAUCUUACUUGUAGCCAAACCUCACAAACCUCUACAUUCAGAUCAACUUUUGUGCACUGUGGGAGCACUUUGAUGGAAUUUAAUCAUUUAGGUGAGAUCAGAAAUCAUAGAGUUUCCUGCAUAAGCCUAAAAUUGAAGCGAUUAACACUCAUGACUUCUCUGCUCAGGCAAAAUGGCUCAUGGCAAAUCCAAAAGACUUAGGAAUGGUUAUAAGUUUAAUAGUUUUGUUGUAAUUCAACUGUAAUCAUACUGCUUCUGACUGAAGAAUUAUUCCUUCUGUAUAACCAUUUCCUGGGAUAUAUACAGCAGAAUCCUUGGACAUCUCUAACCCCAUCUUUCUGUCCUGGUAUAAGUUCUCAACUCUCUCCUUUCCCUAACAUGGCCUAAAAAAAUUAGUACAUGAAAUUAAGAAGCAGAGAAACUUGCAAGGAGCAAUCUGAAAUAAAGAAAUCUUUAUAAAGAAGUCUUUUAAGUCUGAUACAAACAAGUUCUAUCUACUGUGUGUCUCCUGUAUGCUCAAGACAAAUCUAUCUAUCUAUCUUCCACUCGUGGUAGAGCUAAACGUCCAAAGGCUGGAUAAAAAGUCUUGUAGAUUCUAACUUCAGCACAUAGGUGUUUUAUCACAAGUCAGGACAGCUUGCUAGAAGUCAUUUCUAUCAAUUCUAUCAGUAAAUAACUCCAAAUGCUUUUCAAAUGCUCCUUCCAGGAGUGGAAGUAAGUCUCGCUAUUUUCACACCAGCCUAAAAGCUCACUUAAAAUUUGGCAGAGGCUGUGAUACCUAUAUUGUCCCUCAGUCGAGUGUCCAAAUAUAGACAUGUAUUGGGAGCAAAACCGAGGAUGCUAUCACUGAAGGCCAUGGGAGGGCAGAUGGAAGUCAUGUAUAUGCCAAAGCUGAUAAGACUUUUGCACAGGAACCUGCUAGGGGGAUAAUGACAUAACUAAGGUUGUUCCUUGAGCAGCACAACUAUCAAAGACAGGUUGCCUAUGAUAUAAAAUACAACAGAGCCUCUAUUCACUUGGCUGAAGGCAAGUAGUGCCCUUCCUGAUCAGAAGGCAACAAAUCUCUGUAUGUCACAUUUGUUAACCCUGUGCAGGUAUCUCCAGUGCUGCAUGGUGUCUGAAAUGACGCUAAAGGCAGGGUUCAGUCACUGCUGAACAAACCUAAGUCUAUUCAGGUUGAGUCAAAUUGUUGUCUAGGCUCCACUGUCUGUAUUCAGAAGAAUAAUGAAUAACGACAAAGAAUAAUGACCACUGACUAAUGACAGUGUAGAUUAAACCUCUACUUACUUGCCUAGGCAUGGGUGUCUAGUCCAACUUUAGGCAUCUUAGAAUAUUUGAUAUACCUUUCUGACAUUCAGAGGCCCAGUGGGAGACCAACACUCUUCUGGGCUACUCAUUGAGCAUCAGCUGUCAUAAAGCAUCUCAAAGAUGCUCAAAAUACUCAAGAGCUAGCCAACUGAAUUAUGUCACUGGGGCACAUACAGACACUUGCAGUCGGACACCGAAAUUUGUGUGCCUGAAUUUGUAGCUGAAUCCUGCCAAUUGCACAUGCUUUUAACUACCAGCAUGUGUCUUGAGGUACCACCAACACGCAGCAUAGGAAGAGCAGCUCUGAAAUUUUUUCUUGCUGGAGGUCAUCAACUUCUGCUGAUCGAGGCAGUUGAUUCCAGAGGAUGUUCAUAACUUUUAGUAUUUCUGUUGGAUCCUGGAACUGUAUAAAUUACUAGUCUGAACCACCUCUUUCAGCACCUUGCAGAAGAUUGUUUAAAAUGGGAGGACUUUUGUUUUACAGGGCACCUGGUCCAGUACACUGACUCUCUUUUAUAUUUUAAGAAUCACUAGACUUUGUUAUUUAGUCAGUAUUUCUUAGCUUUCUGUGUUACAGCAUGUCUAUUUACAAAUAUAUCCCCAGAGAAAAGUGAAGCGGUAAUGCAGUGGUGAUUGUCUAGAGAUAAUUUGCUGUAUGAGCAACUUGUCACUGUCGUGGCGAUUGCUUCUACAACACCACACCAGUGCCUUCUGCUCAUGGCAAAACAGAACAAUAAGCAUCACACCAUGCAAGCUCAUCUAAAGACUCUGCAUCUCAGCCUGAGAUGUCUGCCAAAAUCAGAUCUCUGCUGGGAAGCAGAACAGUGGGAAGCUUAUUAUACCAUCCUGGAAUUUAACUUUGACCCGGAGAGGUACUGUACUUUCUGUUACACCCACGUAUGUACAAAUCUGUAUUUGGAUCCACCUGGAUUAAAAAUCAGAUUGGAUAAAACCCCGCACAGUCUGUUCUGACUUCAUGAUCUGACUCUGCUUUGAUGUCCUGCAGUCCCUUCCAGCCUGAAUUAGCCUGCGGUCCCCUGAGCCUGUGAACUUGUUGGCAUUCUCAUUUGGCACUGCAGUUUCACACCCGGGAUUUGAAUGGAUGUGACUGGAAGCAGGAUGUGACAGCGAAGGGGAUGGAUGCCUGUGGAUGCUGCUUUCUGGUGAGUUUACUAUAAGGAUGUUGAUGGGAAGAACUUAAAGUUCUCAUGGAAGUGGAUUUAUCUUCUUCGCUUACUCCUAGAAGUAUUGCCAGUUAAUGGAAUGUGAAGAGAAGAUGGCUUUUCCUUCAUCAAAGAAAAAGUAACAUACCGGGGUCUAUGGACUCAGUACUGGAGCAGGCUGUGGCCACAGUCUAGACAUUCUGAUGCCUUUGCAAUGGAUUUUCACAGAGGCAUAGAUGAUCUUUGUGCCUUUCCAUAACUUUUCUUUUCUGGUCACGGUUUGUAUAUUAGUCCUAAAAUGAUAAGAGUUCUUCAUAACUGGGAUGAUCCCUGCUAAUUGCCAAAAAUAUUUUUGAGAUAAAUCAAAGAUUAUAUGGUAGUGUGAUAAAAGGGCACCUACAGUAAAGAGAAUGAAUCAUGUAGUAUUUGGAGUUUACCUCCUAUUGCACUUCUAGGUGGAGUUUGGUUUAUUAUAUGUCAUUCUGCAUCAGGGUUGAAGUUUAGAUAGAAAGGACCAUCAUAAAUGCUCAUUGACUGCAUGGUGGGACAGUAGGAAGAAAAAUAAGGUUUACACAAGCAAUAUCUGGGAGGGCUGCUCCUGAUCUGUGAUAAGCAGGUUUCCAAUGACAUGUAAAGGCUUUGGUCUCUUCAGUGUCUAUUCCAGAAACUUUUUAUAUUUCAUAAUCAAUGGAAAAGUCAGGACAAGCAAUAUGCACAUAGUAAAGAGGUGACCUUCAUCAGGCAUGGGGAGGGAAGAGUCCCCUACACACCCUGUAGUGAUUAUUCAGUAAACAACGAUGCUCUUCGCACCAGCACUCGGCCAACGAGCCCUGACAUGUCUGGGUGGCACCCUGAGGAUGCCUGAACCAAGGGUACCACUCAACUCCCAUGCUACCUACAGGGAGAAAGCAGACACGGAGGCUUGAAGCAGUAUCAACCUAGGGCUAUUUCGACUUUCAGUCAAUUUUAACUUUCUCUUACUAUUGCCAGGAGGUGGGAGCUUUCAGACCGCUCAAAUUUGCAGACAGUGUUUAUGCAAUGUUUAAUAGCAAAUCAGAAGGUUCAUUACAAAAGCACCAGCUGUUUGCCACGAGUGCAUGCUUUAUUUAUUGAGGUUAUCCAUUUACAGAAUGUUCAGGAAAAAUCUUAAUGACCCUCUGGACUCAGGUCAACUUGGCUUAAGGUUUUCCUCAGAAGUGAUCUGCUAUAACAAGUACACAGAAGUUAUUUCUUUGCACAUGGUAAGCUGUGUCAGAUGUAUCUGACACAGAUGUAUUUGUGAAAUAAAUUUCCAGGGCUUUUUGAUUUGCUUGUAGCAUUGUUGGCCUUUCAUCAUUGGAAGAAGGUCAACAGAAAAUAUCAGGGAAAUGAGAGAAAUACUUACAAAAGAUUAAAUUGCCCCUUUACAGCUGUCAGUGUCAUGUGGUGGAGGGAAAGUUGCUGUUUCUUCUCAGAGUGAGAAGCAGUCAGUCAGCUGGUCUGUCAGACAGGAGUGUGCCCAAACUGUCCAUGGAAACUGGGCAGACCAACAAGACUAAGUACUUUUCUAAGUAUAACUGUGGGCCUUUUUGGUGAACAUCAGAUGUGAAUGAAUGUCCUGUUUCUAGUACAACUGGGUUCUGCCUUGUCCUACCAUGUGUGGGUCUUGCCUGUAGAAGUUCCAGCCUCCAUAACGGCGUUCAUCCUGGUGAUCUCACAAACUUAAGCAACUGUGCAAUAACUCAUGAACAAUCUGACAUUGCCAUUUUUCUGAUGAUGUCCACCUUCUUCUAAGUUAGUAGAGACCUAGAAAUGGAGGUUUGGCCUCUCCAGGGCUGAUGGAAACUGGCAAGAAGUCAAGACUAGGGGCCUGCUGUGCUCAUGAAAAAAUAAUUUAUUUUCAUCAUUUUGUUUCCAACGUUCCAAGUGAAAAAACAGUGUUUAAACUGAGUGGCUUUGUUCUGAAAUGUUAGAGCUGGGAAAAGACUGAAAACCCUAUUGUACUGGGUCUGGCCAAGCCCCAUAGCAGCCCUCACAGUGCUGUGCUUGUAUUGGGGGCUGGAAAGGUGGGGAUAUCACACCAGUGGUUUGACUGCUGCUGCGCAGUGCUCCCACAGCACCAAGGCUGUCUCGCCAACCUUCCCCCCACACCACCACCACCACCAACAGGCUGGGGGUGGGCAAAAUCUUGGGAGGGGACUUAGCCAGGACAGCUGACCCAAAAUGACCAAAGGGAUAUUCCAUACCAUAUGAUGUCUGUUCAGAUAUAAAAGCUAAGAGAAAGGAGGAGGAAUGGGGGGGCAUUUGUUAUUUGCUGUGUUUGUCUUCUGGAGCAAGUGCUACAAGCAGAGCAGCCCUGCUUCCCAGGAAGUGCCUGAACAUCACCUGCUGAUGGGAAGUACAGAAUAACAUCUUUUGUUUUCCUUCACUUUAACAAGUGCAACUUCUGCUAUUGCUUCAAUAACCUGUUUUUAUCUUGACCCACAAGUGCUUUUUUUAUCUUAUUUUCUCCUCCACAUUUCUAAUGAGGAGGGGAGUGCUAGAGCAUCUUGGUGGGCACCUGGCAUCCAGCCAAGGUCAACCCAGAACAUCCAUUCUGAUCUGAUUCUAUCUCUGAGGAUAAAUAUGUGGAAAAGCCUCAGAUGGUAGGUUAGUUUAGGUCAUGUGAAUCAAUAUGUAUGCAGAUGUUUAAGUAAGAUUAGCUGAUUUGUACAUACAGAAACACUCAGGAAAAGACAGUGCGAUUGUAUCACCUCCCACCUCUUCAUGCAAUGUGAUCAUGCUUUUAAUUAUCACUUUCUUUCUAUGGCUUCAUAAUCUUUACUUAUAAAUAAAUGUGGUUUGUUUCAAGGUUAAUAGGAGCAAGAAAUGGAAACAUCUGAUUUGUUUUGAGUACUUUAAUGAUAUCAGAAAGAACAGCUUCAGCAAAUGAAACAUCAUCAUCAACUUUAGUAUCUUUUCUACAGUGAUUGCCUUUUUCAAACCUUGUCUUCAGUGGAACACCCCUAUAGUUUCAUAAGUGUUUUUAAUGUUUAAAAUUCAGGGGCAGAGAAUUAAUUAUUUUUAUUAUUAUUAUUAUUAUUAUUCCUGGUAAGGCUAAAUAAAUUGUAAUUUUCACAGAUAUUUUCCAACUGAUAAGUCACCUUCUCCAAGUGCAAACAGCUCAGAAGACAGACACAUAUAAAGCUGCAAGGGAAAUGUCCUGCAAGUUACUUUAGCUUUUCUCAUGGGAGCCCUCGGUUGAAUAACAAGAGAGGCUGUGAGGAUCUGGAGUACUACAACUUCCAGCGCAGCUCUGAUUUUUUUUAAAGUUGUUCCCUCUGAGAUGCAAAAUUAUGAGGAUAUGUAGUAGCACAGUUGGCACUUCAGAGAAGAUAACAACAUGAGGAUACAGAGCUCAAUAAGCACCAUGAAGAUAUGCAGCAAAAUUCUAAUAUUGUAUCUAGCAAGGUUUAACCAUCCUUUGGCAUUGCUGUUAUGGUCUGUCCUCUACUGGAAGUGGACAAAACUGUAUUAUUUAAAAUAGCCAGGCUGAAGGACUGAUUUAGAGACAUCUAUAAAUUUUUGCGAAAAGUGAAAAAAAAUAGGCUUCUGUCACCAUUACACCUGUACCAUCCUCCGUGGUCACAGGAGUGUGUGGAUUUAUGUAUUAGCAAAAAAAAGACUAUCAAGUCUUAGACCAGAUCGUAAAAAAAACCUACUAAAAGUCUAGCGCAUCUUACUGUGUUCAGACCUGAAAUGGAUGCUCCAGGGGAAUGAAAGAACAUGAACUUCUGCAGGACCCUUGUAAAGAACAGAAAAAGCUCCAUGUUGGGAAGGUUUUCACCUGCACCUGCUCUGUUACCUGGAUUGGAAAGUAGGAGGACACGAAUUUUAAGUCUUUGCCUCUGGAAGUUUGAAACUUUCUUUUCAUCCAACCCCUUUGUGAAUCUAGAAACUAAAAUAAACAUAUCUAAAUGAGAAGCUUACUACUUCUUUGUAAAAAAAUUCCUUAAAAUUAAAAGGAAAGUGUUACAUCAGAAGAAUUCAAGAGGAGGGCAAAUUUGUCCCUGAACAUAAAAACCACUCACACAAUUUUUGGAUUCUCAUAUUAAUUUCACUUUUGAGUCUUUAAUCAUUACUUUAUAUGUAGCAGUCUGCAUUUGAACACUCACAGAUGUUUGAAAUAUCUACAUUAUCUGAAAUAUGCAAUGGGGCUUAUGUGGCACCGGACCUGUCCCCCCAGCCUGGCAGCUGAAGCCUAAGUAAAAGAUCUGAAGGUAUCUAAAAUGGUGCUAGAGGCUUGCGGUUAAAGCAGUUGAAUUGUGCUCUGUGUAUCAAUUCUAAAGUGGAUUGAAUUUCCCCACGAUUAUUUAAUUGUUUACAGCCUAAUAAUUGGAAUCUGGUUUGCCUAUGCAGACAAAGGCAUAUGGAGAAGUGUUGCUAUGAAACACCCCAAACCAAGGGAAUGAGAUUGAAUGAAAGGGAAUGUUUAGAGGAGUGCCUCCUUUGAGAAGAAGGAAGAAGUGUCUUGCUUCAGCACCUGCUCUCAGGAGAAAUGGCAGGAUGGGGAACAUUGUCCUUCUAGUGCCAAGUAAAAUAGCCAACCUAAGAAAAGCCGAGCAUUAAGGCAUACCACAGAGAGUCAGCACUGAUUACUGCCCAGGCAGAGGAAGAGACUGAACGCUCCUGAAGAGGGAAACUGUUAGGGAGAAGAGCCAAGGGGAGAAGCUGCAAUGAGGUAUUGGGGAACAUUGGUCUAUGUGGCCCAGCUUCAAACCCAUCUGUGUGCCAAGACCAUGCAGCCCUUCUGUUCUGAAAACCUGAAGCUCUGAACAACCCAUGUCCACCAGAGAGUGAUAAGCUCUGCAGUGCUGAUCUUUAAGCAGGACAGUGCAAACUAGGCACAGCUUCAUGGUCCAUAUGUCUCUUUGGAUAAACCGGGACUUGGGAGUGUUGCUGGGGGAUAUGUUUCCAACAAACACACAUUAGCAAGUGAAAAUCCGAGUAACAAUGUGGAAGCUGAGGGUCUGUAUUAUUUAGCCCAGAUUAGGUGAUCUAAUGGGUUAAUCCAUGAGCCAUCAAUUAGUCCACACUUCAGGUCCACC